AAUUGUACUAUUGGGUUUGCCGAUUUGUGUGUUAGUUGUAUCUGUUGUCAUGCAGAUGGUGCUAUCGGGAUGACGUUGUAUUAAGUAUGUCUCCAUCCAGAAUCGUUCGGAAUGCUGUUAUACUUUGUUUCCUGAAUAUAUGCUUGUCAUAUGAACAGUAUGCUCUGUCUAGUGACAAAAUCUGUUCCCUAGUUGGCAGAAAGCGAAAAAUUAAAUUAAAACAAGAAGCGGAAUCGGCUGUUGUCAUAAAGGAGACUAGAUCCUUUGAUGAUUGGGCAGGUGUUGUUGAAUACAGAUGUCAGUUUGAAGUUAAAAGUGAAAAUGAAGAUGGUGUGAUUGCUGUGAUACAGAAUCUGUCACUUAGAUAUGAUGAGUCUGGUUGUGUAGAUUACAUUCAGUUUAAACGGAGAGAUGGAUCAAGAAGCAGAAAGUUCUGUGGUCAGAUCAAUUCUUUCAAGCAGAUGCAAGAGGAUGGAGAAGUGCUGGAUGGUAAUGUGGGAGCAGUUCUUGAUCCAGGUGGAGAACUGGACACUACCAUAUAUGUUGCCAGCAUAAAGUUGAAUUCCAAUGAAAAGCUGGAUCUUGAGAUAGUUUACACAUCUUAUAAAGGGUAUGGACUGGUGGCAGGCUGUUUUCAAUGUGGUAAUGAGCCACUGGGUUUCAUGAAAGCAUGUUCGGGAAGUUAUAACAUUUACGAGAGUUGUGGUCCAGAUGCAAAAGAAGUAUGUAUUUGGAGAGGGCUUUUCAAUGACAAUUAUGUUAACUGUCCCGUGAAAUGUUUUGAUGAAGGCAGUUGCUUUAAAUCUCCAGGUGGCACAAGAAUGUCAGAUGUUGGCUCAAAAGUGACAAUAGGAGCUAUAACAUCAGUAUUGUUGGCAUUCUUAUUAUUCCUUAUCUGCCUGUGGCUCUUGAGACGCAGCAAGAAACUUUGUUGGUCAAGUGCCUGCAGCAGUGGAUCUCAUCCAACACCUCCAGCCUCUGUGGCUGAGAUGCACCCACAUUUACAGGUUGAAGAGAUGAGGACUUAUCCUACACCAUCUGCACCAACAGAAUCUCAGGAAAGUGCUUCAGUUACUAUUGCUCAAGAUAAAGACUUGCCCCCAACUUAUGAAUCUCUAUUUCCAGGGAAAUAAGUGACAGUGUUAACUAUAGUUCACUGUUCAACUUCGAAUACCAACCUUUUAUAUGACAUGAUUUAUACAUUUUGUAAUUAACACAAAGUAUAAAGUCAGAAAUGUAGACCUGACUCAAGUGUAUUAUAUAUAAGCAGUGGUCCUAUUGUGUAUUUGUCAAUAUGAAGAGAAAUGACAGGUUUCAUUACAAUCUGCCUUAUUAAGGAAUGUGUCAGAAAGAGCAUUGGGAUCGGUGUAAAUAUAUGGCAGUGUUACAAAACCGAAAGUUGUGGUUGCUGUAAAAUAACAACAGACAGUCAGAAAAAGUUGAAAAGAUUUUGUGUGAGGAGUAGUAGAAUCUGCAAAUAUUUCAGGAAUUUUGAAGUGAGAGAUAAGAAUGGAAGAAUCUUUACAAACAUUGAAUAUGUGAAUAUAUUUGCAAUUCUAGGCCUAAUUUAAUAGAAUAUUUAAUACAUUGCCCUCCUAACUCUGUGGCCUGCAAGAUUAUAAAGGCUUGCAGUCUGGAAAAGAUUUGGAACCUCUGGUACAGAUAUGAUCAGUUAUAUAAUAGAAUAUCAUUAUCUGGUGCUAGAAUGUGAAAAAUAAGUGGUAAAACGUACAGAAUGAUGGCAAGAAACAUGAAUAUUAUACACACAGGUUAUCUUGAAAGCCAAAGAAGGGAUGAGUGGGGAGGAGGGUCAAAAUGGAAAGUUUCUGUAUGAGUCUGGUUGGAAACAUUUGCUCUGCUUCAGUCUUUUUGACUACUUGUUUGUAGUAUUGGGUGCAGUGACACACUUCAACAAUGGCUAACACCAGCACAAACAGGUUUAACAAAGUAAUUCACAGUACGGAGAGGGAGAUCAUUAAUAAUAACCAUUGUUUUCUGAAGUCAGUAGAAUGCCUGCUUUGAGACCUUAAUGUAACCAGACAGAUUGAGUGGCAAGAUGGAAGGCAACUCUCGAGGUAACUUGCAUGUAUAGUAUGUGCGUGUUGUAGAAUGGUACAAGGGUUGCCUUAACUGUAGUUCCUAUCGAUAUGUCUCGGUCUUUGUUGUUUAUUGAAUAAAAACAUUAUUUUAAAUCAAAAGUAUGUAUGAAUAUUACUAAAGAAUUUUAAUUCAGGAAAUGUUUAAUUUUCAGCAGUCAGUUGUUAAAUGACUCCAUUAUGUGUAUGUUGUGCCACAAAUAAUUAAAUGUGCUUCCACAUUUGAGGAAUAUAUAUUGGGAAUUAAGGUACCAAGGUUUAAAUACAUGAUUAAUCCAUUGAAAUUAGGUUUUCAUACAUGAAAAUUCAAUUGCUUAUAUUUUGUUAUUUGCUAAAAUAUAUUGACUUGGUAUUUCUUUACCCUACUUUUUUACAUUUUAGUACAUAUAUAAGGCUUUCUGAGCCGGGA
This is a messenger RNA of Zootermopsis nevadensis, 2505 nucleotides long. RefSeq lists its product as uncharacterized. The record is from RefSeq and is a predicted model, not a curated record. Lineage: Eukaryota; Metazoa; Arthropoda; Insecta; Blattodea; Termopsidae.